AUGUCCAUCUCCUCGCAUUUUGCUAAUAGGCCGCGCGAUCAGCAGACCGCAGGCUGGACUGAACUCUGGGAUAGCAACGAAAAUCACCUCUGGGACCGUGGAGGACCUUCGGAGGCUUUGAUCGAUUGGUUAAACUCAAAGCCCGCAUCACUGCCGGUGGCCGAACCUGGAACGAAACUGAGAGCUCUCGUACCAGGAUGCGGCCAGGGAUACGACGUUGCUAUGCUAGCACUUAACGGAUUCGAUGUCUAUGGCAUCGAAGUGUCCGAAACCGGCUGUAAAACAGCGCGCGACUACGUCAACGCCGAGCUACAAAACCCACGUCCAUCUAACUUUGCUGUCCCCGAAUCUCAGAAUAGUUCUAUUCUUGGCAGUGCUAGGAUUAUUCAAGGGGAUUUCUUUUCUCACGAUUGGGAGGAGGCUUGCAGUGGCGGUGGGUUCGACCUGAUAUAUGACUAUACGUUCCUAUGCGCUUUACCGCCGGAUUUUCGUGUCGACUGGGCACGUCGUAUGGGGCAACUUCUGUCAGAAAAAGGGGUUCUCGUAUGCCUCGAAUUUCCCUUGCAAAAAGCUUUGGACGCUCCUGGCCCGCCAUGGGGUUUGCAAGGGGUGUAUUGGGAUUUGCUUGCGGAGGGCGGAAAUGGUGUUUUGACCAACGAUGAGCCGAAAAUCAAGGACAAGGACAGGUUAUUUCAGAGGGUUGCGUAUUUUCGGCCAGAGCGGUCGCAUUCGUUUGACAAGGGUACCGACAUGAUGAGUGUAUGGACGAGAUAUGAUAGUUUUUGA
Messenger RNA from Colletotrichum truncatum, 786 nucleotides. Its product is annotated as thiopurine s-methyltransferase family protein. Gene Ontology annotation, molecular function: thiopurine S-methyltransferase activity. The record is from RefSeq and is a predicted model, not a curated record. NCBI's taxonomy places the organism in Eukaryota, Fungi, Ascomycota, Sordariomycetes, Glomerellales, Glomerellaceae.